This is a messenger RNA of Carassius carassius (crucian carp), 2032 nucleotides long. RefSeq names its product 5'-nucleotidase, cytosolic IIa (gene nt5c2a). Bases 78 to 1802 code for a protein of 574 amino acids. The transcript is spliced from 19 exons. Gene Ontology annotation, molecular function: 5'-nucleotidase activity. The record is from RefSeq and is a predicted model, not a curated record. Lineage: Eukaryota; Metazoa; Chordata; Actinopteri; Cypriniformes; Cyprinidae.
CGCGCAUGCGCAGUAUGCAGUAGCGCAGAACAGCAGUCGUUGGUCAUUGAAGGAGGUGAGACUUAUAGCAGUUAAAGAUGACAACCUCUUGGAGUGAUCGGCUGCAGAAUUAUGCAGACCUUCCUGCCAACAUGGAUGGUUUAUCCAUGAAGAAGUACAGAAGAGAGGUGCAUCACAGCUUACCACAGGAACUGGCCCACUGUCAUCCUUCUAUGAGAGUUUUUGUCAAUAGAAGUUUGGCAAUGGAGAAGAUAAAAUGCUUUGGCUUUGAUAUGGACUACACUCUAGCAGUGUAUAAGUCUCCGGAGUAUGAAUCUCUUGGCUUCGAUCUGACUGUGGAAAGACUGGUUUCCAUUGGUUACCCACAAGAGCUGCUAAACUUUGUCUAUGACCCUGCUUUUCCCACAAGAGGCUUGGUGUUUGAUACAAUGUAUGGAAACCUGCUGAAAGUAGAUGGGUAUGGAAACAUCCUUGUGUGCGCUCAUGGUUUUAGCUUCCUGCGUGGUCCAGAAAUAAGAGAGCUGUACCCAAACAAAUUCAUUCAGCGUGGAGAUACUGAGCGAUUCUACAUCCUCAACACACUUUUCAACCUCCCAGAGACAUACCUCUUUGCCUGCCUGGUUGACUUCUUUACUAGUUGCUCCAGAUAUAGAAGUUGUGAGAGUGGCUUUAAAGAUGGAGAUCUUUUCAUGUCUUUCAAGAGCAUGUUUCAGGAUGUCAGAGAUGCUGUGGAUUGGGUCCAUUUCAAGGGCUCACUCAAAGAGAAAACCGUUGAAAACCUGGAGAAAUAUGUAGUGAAGGAUGCCAAAUUACCAUUGCUGCUAAGCCGAAUGAACGAAGUUGCCAAAGUGUUCCUUGUUACCAACAGUGACUGCAAAUACACAGAUAAAAUUAUGACAUACUUGUUUGAUUUUCCACAUGGUCCAAAAGCUGGUAUGCCUCAUCGGCCCUGGCAGUCCUACUUUGACCUUAUUCUGGUGGACGCCAGGAAGCCAGUGUUCUUCGGGGAGGGCACAGUCCUGAGACAGGUGGACAUGACCACUGGGAGACUAAAGAUCGGAACAUAUACAGGUCCCUUGCAGCAUGGCAUAGUGUAUUCCGGUGGUUCCUCAGACAUAGUUUGUGACCUGCUGGGAGCAAAAGGAAAGGACAUCUUGUACAUUGGUGACCACAUCUUUGGAGACAUCCUGAAGUCUAAGAAGCGUCAGGGCUGGAGAACGUUCCUGGUGAUUCCUGAGCUGGCUCAGGAGCUGCAUGUGUGGACCGACAAGAGCACACUGUUUGAGGAACUACAGAGUCUGGACGUUUUCCUAUCAGAGCUCUACAAGCAUUUGGACAGCAGCAGCAAUGAGAGACCUGAUAUCAGUUCUAUUCAGAGGAGGAUUAAGAAAGUGACCCAUGACAUGGACAUGUGCUAUGGGAUGAUGGGAAGUCUGUUCCGCAGCGGUUCUCGUCAGACUCUCUUUGCCUCUCAAGUGAUGCGUUAUGCUGACCUAUACGCUGCAUCCUUCAUCAAUCUCCUGUACUAUCCUUUCAGCUACAUGUUCAGAGCUGCCCACGUCCAGAUGCCUCACGAGUCCACGGUGGAGCACACUCACGUGGACAUCCAUGACACGGAGUCGCCCAUGGCCACACGCAACCGCCACUCCAUCGACUUCAGAGACCACGAGUGCAAGAGACACCAGCUGACCCGCUCCAUAAGUGAGAUCAAUCCGCCACACCUCUUCCCCCAGACGCCACAAGAGAUCACGCACUGCCACGAUGAGGAUGACGAUGAGGAGGAGGAGGAGGAGGAAGAAUAAGCCUGUGGCAUUGCUGGAACUGGAUUUGGGUUCUUAGAGAUGUGUGUCUGCUGUUUAAAUAAGUAUAAUCCUUGCAUUCACACUCAGUCAUAUAUUUUAUAGAGAUAAAAGAGAGAAUGUUUAUUUGUUGCAAAGUGUUUAACGUAUUUUAGAAGUAAUGGUCUGAUGAGAGUAUGAAGCUACAACUGGGUUUUGAUAGUUCUAGCUUCUUUUUUUGAAUGGUGUUUACA